Oryza brachyantha (malo sina) is the source of this 1318-nucleotide messenger RNA. Its product is annotated as protein TIC 21, chloroplastic-like. The coding region runs from base 41 to 892 and encodes 283 amino acids. NCBI's taxonomy places the organism in Eukaryota, Viridiplantae, Streptophyta, Magnoliopsida, Poales, Poaceae. The transcript has 4 exons. The record is from RefSeq and is a predicted model, not a curated record.
GAAGCAGAGAAACCUCCAGGCUCCCUAAACCGACGCAAAUAUGCAGGCGCUCCUGCUCUCCCCGGCGGCGGCGCCACGGCCGCCCCUCCCCACUCUGAGGCGGCCGUCUCUACCCUCUGGGGCCACUCCGAUCCUCGCGCCGGCGCCGCGCGCCUCCGCUCCCCGCGCGGCGGCUGCCCUCCCGGCCGGGCGCCGCGGAGGACGCGCUUCGCCGCACCUCGCGGCCGCCGCCGCCGCCGCGGCGGCGCCCGAUCCCACGCCUUCCCCCGCCGAGGACGAGGUCGAGCGCGCCAAGCUCGCCCAGGUUAGCAAAAGACUAGAAACAACAGCACGGUAUUUCAAGACUUUGGGCACCCUGGGAUUCUGGUCUCAGUUAGUGUGCACAACUGUCUCAGCAGGAAUUUUGUCAUUCUCUGCAGUCGCUACAGGGAAUGCAACAUCUCCCCUUACAUUCUUUGCGACUUCAAUCGGUGUUGUUGCGGCAUUUAUUUCAGUCUUUUGGGCUUUUGGUUAUAUCCGGCUUUCAGAAAGGCUUAAGAGAACAGCAAAUGAACCUACAAAGGCUCCUCCACGUGCCGAUGUGGUAAGAAAUCUCAAAAAUGGUAUUGUGCUUAACAUUAUUGGAAUGGGUGCUGCAAUUCUUGGGAUGCAGGCAACUGUAGGUGCAUUGGUAGCAAAAGCUCUCACUACCUCUGCAGUGCCUUACUACCAGGGAAUACCGCCUGGCCAGAGUCCUGUUCUUGCUUUAGAUGUUUUCCUUGUCCAGGCCUCAGCCAACACAAUCCUCUCACAUUUUCUUGGAUUGUCGAGCACACUGGAACUACUGCGGUCUGUAACCCUGACAAAAGUAGAAUCUGCCCCAGCCCCCCCAGCCAGCAUGAGCUUAAGCUAGAACACAUCGAGAGUCCCAACACUCCAACCAAUAUUCCUCAGCUUCAGAAUUUUCUCUUCUUUUUAUUUGGUUGUAUGUUUAUGUUGCAACGGCUGUGUAUUUUUGAACUCUUGUGUUAGUGAUAAGCUUCAAUUUGUUUGUUAUUGCUGAGCACAUGAAGGGCUUUGAUGCGAGAAGUGAGACAAGUUGGUGAUUCAGAGAUGUUCUGCAAAUUGGACAGAAGUUACUCGUCUUUGCACUUUAGAAAAUGUAGGGCAUUUUAGUCUUAUGCUGCUACUGAGAACACAGCAAUUUCUCCAUCGAAAUAUCUCAUCAGAAUGACCAAUGCCAAACUAAUGGAGACACGUGCUGGAAGGUAAAGAGAAUCAUACCGAGCACUAACAAGAGGAACAUUUGCAAAGCGCAAUUAUAAGCAAAUUGUCAUUU